Molecule: messenger RNA, 916 nt
Organism: Brassica oleracea var. oleracea
Lineage: Eukaryota; Viridiplantae; Streptophyta; Magnoliopsida; Brassicales; Brassicaceae
Product: ethylene-responsive transcription factor ERF094-like
Exons: 1
Coding region: 44-730 (228 amino acids)
Biological process (GO): regulation of DNA-templated transcription; ethylene-activated signaling pathway
Molecular function (GO): DNA binding; DNA-binding transcription factor activity
Source: RefSeq, a predicted model, not a curated record
AAUAAAGAUAUCUUAAGAAGAAAACCGUAAAAAAAGAUUGUAAAUGGAGUAUCAAACUAGCUUCUUCUACGAAAACCAAGCUCAAGAGUUCUCACCGGAGAACUCUUGUUCAACAAACUCAUGGAGCUCACAAGAAUCAUUCUUAUGGGAAGAGAGUUUCUUACAUGAUCAGUCAUUUAGCCCUUCCUACUACUCUAAUGACUUCAUGGCAUUUGGAUCAUCACUCAUCAAGGAAGAAGAAGGAGAAGACACCGUGGCGGCCUUGGAGGAGGAGGAGAGGUCAUACAGAGGAGUGAGGAAGAGGCCGUGGGGGAAAUACGCAGCCGAGAUAAGAGACUCAACGAGGAAAGGGAUAAGAGUGUGGCUAGGGACUUUCGACACUGCGGAAGAGGCUGCCCUUGCUUAUGAUCAGGCAGCUUUCGCAUUGAAAGGUGACCUUGCGGUACUCAACUUCCCCGUAGAUGUUGUUAGGGACUCUCUCCAGAGGAUGGAAGAUGUAAAUUUUGAUAACGGAGAGUCUCCGGUGAUAGCUUUGAAGAGAAAACAUUCCAUGAGAAACCGACCCAGAGGAAAGAAGAAGUCUUAUCCAUCUUCAUCUUCCUCUUCGUCUUCAUCUUCAAAAAGUAGAAUACAAAGUGUUGCUAUGAAGCAAGAAAGUACUACAACAGUUGUAGUUUUUGAGGAUUUAGGUGCUGAGUACUUAGAAGAACUUAUGAGAUCGUGUUCAUGAUCAUCUCUCUUUUUACAAUAAUAUGAGAUUUAAGUGACCUCUGAUUUUGAUAAUAGUUUUUAUUGUUGUCGGAUUUUGGAAGGGAUGUGAUGGAGAUGUUGGAACUGUAUAGACAAGUGGUCUACCGUUGCGUUAUUGUUGGAAAGCAUGUAUUAUGAAUUAUCUAAUUCUACGUAAAUCACUAUA